This is a messenger RNA of Hydra vulgaris (swiftwater hydra), 535 nucleotides long. Its product is annotated as U6 snRNA-associated Sm-like protein LSm3. Gene Ontology annotation, biological process: P-body assembly; mRNA splicing, via spliceosome. Gene Ontology annotation, molecular function: RNA binding. Lineage: Eukaryota; Metazoa; Cnidaria; Hydrozoa; Anthoathecata; Hydridae. Gene Ontology annotation, cellular component: U4/U6 x U5 tri-snRNP complex; P-body; U6 snRNP. The record is from RefSeq and is a predicted model, not a curated record.
AUAUACUGAUAAUAUUUUUUAUAUGUCUAGUUGGUAAAAUUAUAUAAUGGCGGAUGAAGACGCAACACACACUGUUGAAGAACCUUUAGACUUGAUGAAGUUUAGCUUAGAUGAAAAGGUUUAUGUUAAAAUGCGUAAUGAUCGCGAAUUACGUGGAAAACUUCAUGCUUAUGACCAGCACCUCAACAUGGUCCUUGGAGAUGUUGAGGAAAUUAUUACAACUGUUGAUGUAGAUGAAGAAACGAUGGAAGAAAUUUUUAAACAAUCAAAAAGGAAUAUGUCAAUGCUAUUUGUUCGAGGAGAUGGUGUCGUUUUAAUAUCACCAUCUUUAAGAAUUGGUUCUUAAACAAUCGAUAUAAGACACUUCUUAACGUGUUUGACUUGUGUUUAACGAUUCUGUAUUGGGUUUAUUUCGAAAAACCAUUUGAGUACAUUAAUAAAUUAAAGACUCACAAACGAACAAUUAUUAUUUUACGUUUUUGUGACUUGGAUUAAGAGUAUUUUUGUAAACAUAACUUUAAAUUUUGUCGCAAAA